This is a messenger RNA of Hordeum vulgare subsp. vulgare (domesticated barley), 1719 nucleotides long. RefSeq names its product protein transport protein SEC31-like. Gene Ontology annotation, molecular function: DNA binding. The record is from RefSeq and is a predicted model, not a curated record. The transcript has 3 exons. Gene Ontology annotation, biological process: regulation of DNA-templated transcription. Bases 1 to 1521 code for a protein of 506 amino acids. NCBI's taxonomy places the organism in Eukaryota, Viridiplantae, Streptophyta, Magnoliopsida, Poales, Poaceae.
AUGGCGACGAAUUGUCCUUACGAAAACGACGGUGUGCCCGGCGCCCCACCACCACCACCGGAGCCCACCCCGCCGUUCUCCAACUCAUUGCCGUCGACGUCGCAGCAGCCGUCCCCGUCCUCUUUCUUGCCACCGCCGUAUCAUUAUCGAUCGCAACCAGAUGAAUGGUGGAACAUCCCUGUCCUCGACAACCAGGACGCCAUCAAUGGCAGCCUUUUCGGCUAUAUCAAUUAUUUUGACGCCUCGCCGCCGCCGCCGCCGCCGUUGGGGUUGGGCGCCUCCCCGUUUGCACCCUUCGUGCAGCCGGCGAUGCCCCCGCCGUCGCAACAACAGCUUCGUUAUCCAUCGCAGCCAGAUGAAGAGUUGAACAACAUCCCUGCGCUCGGCAACAACGACGCCAUGAAUGCCAGCCUUUUCGGCGAUUAUUUUGACGCCUCACCGCCGCCGCCGUUGAGCUUGAGCGCUACCCCGGUUGCACCUUUCGUGCAGCCGGCGAUGCCUCCAGCGCCGCACUACAGCCAGCAGCCACCGGCCAUGGUGACCAUGGGAGAAACUCAGUACUGCUACUCGGGAGCCGCUCCAGAGCACGCCCUACUCCCGGAGGCGCCACCACCGCCGGCAGCUGAGCCGGCCAAGCCAGCAGGACCCCGUCGUCGUGGCCGGCCUCGUGGGAGCACCGCAAAGUCCAAGUCCAAAUCGAAGGUCGCCAACACCGCCGCCGCAGCUGGGCGCCGGCAGCAAGAAGCUGCUACCGCGUCUGCCAUCAUCGUCCGGCAGGAUACGGAAACCGUGGGAGCCGGCAGCGCGGAGGAAGAGAAGGAGGAGGAGCAAGAAGUGGUGGAGUACGCGGACACGAACAUCCCGGGCGUCCGGUUCGUGCCGACGGACGUGGAGAUCAUUUGGUACCUAAGGAGGAAGUAUCGCGGCCAGAAGAUGCCCGUCGACUUCAUCCAGGAGUUCGACGUCUUCGAGGACCAUCCCGACAAGAUCCAAGAAAAGUACGGGAAGGGCCAGGAAGGGGUAUGGUACGUGUUCUCAUCCAGGAACCGGAGAUACAAGAAUGGCACCCGGCCGGGUCGGUCUGUCGGAAAAGUGGGCUUUUGGAAAUCCACCAGCAUAGAGAAGGAUGUAAAAGAUGAGAAUAACAAUAAUGCUAAGAUCGGGAGAACGAACGAGCUCACAUUCAUGCUCGGCCACCAGCCAAAGGGGACGUCGACCCCCUGGAGGAUAAAGGAGUACCGCAUGGAGGAAUACCAGAAAUACCCUAAUCCUUCGUCCAUGCUGCUUGACCCGUGGGUGCUCUGCAAAUUGUACCGUACUAAAGAUAAACCAGCAGACCAGCAUGACGUCGAUCAACCAGAUGAGGGUGAUGAACACGUCGGCGACGCAAAUGGCGGCGGAGGCCAAGACACCAUUGAUGGGAUUCAUCCACCGAAUGGCCCCGAGCAAGAGUUGGGCACAGAAGAACACUGCUACUUUUCACUUGAUGACUUUAUACAUGGAGAUCCCAAAGAUCAAUAGAUCGCCCGGGCCAUUGGAUAAACGGGUGGAAAGUACAGAUUUUAUGUGAGAGAUCUUAUGGCUCUGGUGCCGUUGUCCUGGGAAAACCUACCUUUUCAAAAAUAAAUACUAAAAUUAGGAACCAUAGUUUAAAUCCAAAUGCAUAGAUAAUAAGUUGUGAGAAUUUUGUUUCUAUGUUGUUACUAGAAGCAGGAUAUA